AUGGAGUCAAAUUCGGAUUCCGAAUGCGAUUUGGACUUUUUGGAUGAAUUAUCUUCUCCUGAACCAUCGUUUUAUUUAUCCCAUCAUCUUUCAACAACGACUGACAAUUUUAUGAAUUUUGAUACCGAGGACGAAAUUUUUACCAGCCAAGAAUCAGAUGACGAGGACGAAGCAAGUUCACAGGGGGAUGAAAAUUUGCAAGAUAAUCUGCAAUUUAGCCAAGAAAUUCCUCCUGUACCAGACAUUCAGGACCCUCUAAUAGAUCUUAAUUUGGAAGAUGAAUUGUAUUCACCGUCUCGUCAAUAUCGAGCAACACCGUCGACUUGGAAUUGGACCUCCUGUGAAAAUUACUCUCCUCGGGAAAUAUUAUUUAACGAAGACAAUCAAGGGUGGUCAUUUGAAAAUGAAACAGGCAAAGAAUUUACACCGUUCGAGCUACUUCUCAAGACAUUUCCCCUCGAAUUGCUGGAUCUUUGCGUAACCGAGACUAAUAGAUAUGCUGCAAACAUAAUAUCUAUGGCUCGCAAACCGUCAAGAAGAAUGCAAGCUUGGAAACCAAUCUCACAGAACGAACUUUGGAAAUUCCUUGGAAUGAAAUUGAUGAUGGGUCUUAAUCGAAAACCCGACCAGUCCAACUACUGGAGUAAAGAUCUACUUUUUCAUCAAUCAAUCUUUGCAGACAUAAUGUCGUCGGAUCGUUAUUUUGAGAUUAUGCGAUAUCUGCACUUUGCAAACAACGAUGACAUGAUCCCGGGAGACAGACUAUUCAAAAUCAGAAGUGUUGUGAACAUUUUAAAUUCGACUUGGAAGUCACUACUAAAACCAAGCCUGCGAUUAUCAAUUGACGAAAGCUUAAUUGGAUUUAAGGGUCGUCUACUAUUUCGGCAGUAUAAUCCACUCCAACGAGAUCAAAUCGGAAUCAAGACUUUUUCUGUAGUCGACGCGUUAACCGGAUUUGUACUCAAUACUAUUGUUUAUUCUGGAAAAGGACACCAGCUCAAGUAUUCGUCCAAAGACUUUGGGUACGGUGGCGCAAUUAUUUUGGAGCUCAUUGAACCCUACCUAGGAAAAGGACAUCAUCUCUACGCUGACAACUGGUUUACAUCUCCCAAUUUAGUAAAUGAGCUCAAACUUCGCGAUACGUUAAUGUGUGGUACUGUAAAGCGCACUCUACAAAAUAUGCCAAAAUCCGACACCAAAAAGAUGAAGAAAGGUCAGAUUCGCCCCUUCUGCUCAAAUAAUGUCUUGGUGGAAUAUUGGCAAGACCGGAAAUCAGCGUCUAUAAUUUCUACCAUACAUUCUCACGAGAUGGUUCCAAUAAAACCCAGGCAUGGAGCAAUAGUAAUGAAGCCGAAAUCCGUAGCAGAUUACAAUCUAUACGCCCGGGGAGUGGACCAGGCUGACAUGAUGAUCAGUUACUAUUCGCCACAACGGAAGUCGAUGAAAUGGACUAAAAAAGUGUUUUUUCAUCUGUUUAUGAGAGCUAUAAAAAAUUCCUUCGACAUUCGGAAAAGUUUGUACGGAAAAAUUCCUUUCUUACCAUUUGUAUUGGAUCUAAUUCGUGAAAUGAUAAUGCUUGACCCCAAGCAGGCAAAAAACUCGCAAAAUUCCCAGCAGCAUCUUCGCCUUCAGCCAGGCAAACAUUUUCCAGCCCUAAACUUGGUGACUUCCUCGAAAGCUACUGGCUAUCGUCGAUGUGUAGUUUGCUCUUCUUCCAAAAAGAGGAAAAUGACUAAAUACCAUUGUAGUCUUUGUAAACAAGCUCUUUGUGUAACACCAUGUUUUGAGGCGUAUCACACAAAGCAAAACUUUUAA
Folsomia candida is the source of this 1815-nucleotide messenger RNA. RefSeq names its product piggyBac transposable element-derived protein 4. Lineage: Eukaryota; Metazoa; Arthropoda; Collembola; Entomobryomorpha; Isotomidae. The record is from RefSeq and is a predicted model, not a curated record. The coding region runs from base 1 to 1815 and encodes 604 amino acids. The transcript is spliced from 3 exons.